Molecule: messenger RNA, 1740 nt
Organism: Cornus florida
Lineage: Eukaryota; Viridiplantae; Streptophyta; Magnoliopsida; Cornales; Cornaceae
Exons: 4
Coding region: 1-1740 (579 amino acids)
Source: RefSeq, a predicted model, not a curated record
AUGGAGGAAUGGGACUUCUGGAUCCCAGGGAAAGUUCUAGCUCUAAUCCCGUGGAAAGAGAUUAGGAGCGCGCAAGUUGAGGAGGAUAUCUUAUUGCGUGAUUUAGUCCCACCGAGAGGGGGACAAGCGAGGGGGACCGUUGAUCCACCUUUUCAGAUAAAUGAGGCACAAUUGCAGUUGGCUGUUGAGGCAGCUCUUUUCAAAGCAUUUCGACCAGCAGGUGUGUCAUCGUUACAAUUUGUGCCACCACCGGCACCGCCACCACCACCACCUCUAAAGACAAAUGAGUUGAAUGAUACUAUUUAUCACAUUGCAAAGUUUGUGAAAUUGAUGCCAACUCUGUUUGAGGGCGGCCCAGAUCCGCUUGUUGCGGAUAGUUUCAUGGAUAGGGUGGAGAAGCAUAUUAAUGCUAUGAAUUUGGCAACGAAUAUAUUGAAGAUUACAUUGGCUAUUUACAAUUUUGUGGGCGAUGCUGAGAUUUGGUGGAAGACCGUUUCUCACACCCAUAAUCUGGAUACAAUGACAUAUGAUACUUUUAAGAAAUUGUACUAUGAGAAGUACUUUCCGGCGCCUAAGCAGAGGGAACUAAAGAAGGAGUUUGAUGGGUUAAAGCAAGGAAACAUGACAGUUACAGAGUAUGAGAACAAGUUUACAUCGUUUUUGAGGUUUGCACGGGGGAUUGCUAAUAAUGAGGAAGGAAAUAUAGAGAAGUUUGUUGAUGGUCUUAAUCUCACCAUCAGGCCAAUUGUAGCUGCCUCAGAACCGACAGAGUAUGCAAAAGCAGUGCGAAAGGCCUUAGUAGUUGAGGCUGAAAGCAGGGACAGUAAGGCUAUCAAGGAAUUCUACAAGCACAACAGGGGUAUGAGUGCUUUCUCCGAGGGUCAAUCAAGUAAGAAGCAGAAGCAUGAGCAGUCAGGGUUCAGAGGACAGCAGCCAGUUAGAUCCUCACCCACAGCUUCAGUGUCCACGGGGUCUUCUAUAUCGAAUGCAAGCAGUUCUCAGGGGCAGAGGACCCAAGGUCGCGUGUUUGCACUCACUCUAGCCGAGUCACCAUCUAGUCCUUCAGUUGUCAGGGGUAUAUUUCUUGUGUCCCAUUCUUGGGCACGUGUAUUGUUUGAUUUCGGUGCUUCUUAUUCAUUCAUUGCUUCAUCAUUUACACGGGUAUUGGGUUUGGAGGUCAGUCAGUUAGACAGAUCACUCUGUGUUGACACACCUAUUGGGGAUUCAGUCACUAUUGGUAGAGUUUGUAGGAGUUGUUCCAUCACGAUUGCCGGACGUGUUAUUGAGUUCGAUUUCAUCCUUCUCGAGAUGACAGGAUUUGACGUCAUUCUUGGGAUGGACUGGUUGUCAUCCUUCAGAGCUGUCAUUGAUUGCUUUAGGGGCAGAGUUUCAAUGUGUACCCCAGAUAGGGAUUGCUUCUGUUUUGUGGAAGAUCAGUGUGAUUCUCUCACAUCUUCAUUCUAUGGUACUAGGGGUUGGGAUCGGCAGACGUUCUUCUUGGCUAGUCUGUUCGCUGAUGAUGAUGUGGAGUUUUGUGGGGUUGAUUAUCCAGAAGUUGUACGCGAUUUUCUGGAUGUGUUUUCGGAGGACUUGAUUGAGUUGCCUCCACACCGAGAGAUGCAAUUUGCUAUUGAUUUGAUGCCUAGUAACGCGCCAAUCUCUAUGGCACCGUGCAAGAUAGUGCGCUUUACUGAUUUGGUGACUAAUGUUUAUGCAGUUAUUGGGGUAUUCAUUGUUUAA